CUCUCUCUGUUUCUCUCUCUCUCUCUCUCUUUCUCUUUCUCUCUGUUUCUCUCUCUCUCUCUCUUUCUCUGUUUCUCUCUCUCUCUGUUUCUCUCUCUCUCUCUGUGUCUCUCUGUUUCUCUGUCUCACUCUCUCUGUUUCUCUCUCUCUCUCUCUCUCUCUCUGUUUCUCUGUCUCACUCUCUCUGUCUGUCUCUCUCUCAGUUGCUGAUCAAUCAUUCAGUUUUCCACCUGAAUCAAUAAUCAUCUCUCAGUUUUACUUUAUUAUCGACAGGUUAAGAUGACGUCACAGUGAACUAACACCUGAAGUUUUACGUCAUAAUUCCCGCCGAUGUCUCCACUCAUCCUCUGACCGACAAACUCACCUGAGUCCGGGCGGAGAUGGAGCUUUCUGCCUCCGGCUGCUCCAGGUUCCGCAUCGACUGUCUGCUCUCCCUCAGGCCGCCCGGCGGGCUCCUCUCCCGGGCAGACCCUCCGGAGCUCAGCCCGGGCGGCAGCAGCGGCUGCUCGGCGCCUCCUUCCCCGCGGAGAGAGCUUGUUCCCCGACUGCAGCCUGCUCUGCUGCCCCGCACCGUCGGCUCCUCUUUUCUGAUCCGGGAUAUCUUAGCGGACUGUCAGCCCUACUCUCACCCGGGACAGGUCCACCCUGACCCGGGACAGCCUGGGCUGGAACCCGAGCCGUUCCAGUCCGGACCGGAAGAAGACUUUCAGGAUAAAAGCAGCUCCUCUUCAGACAGCGAGAGCAGAGGGCAGGGCGGGGCUUCAGACCCAGCGGAGGCCCGUCUGAAGAAACCUCGUAAAGCUCGGACGGCGUUCAGCGACCAGCAGCUGGCCCGGCUGGAGAGGAGCUUCCAGAAGCAGAAGUACCUGAGCGUCCAGGACCGCAUGGAGCUGGCUGCGUCCCUGCAGCUCAGCGACACCCAGGUCAAGACCUGGUACCAGAACAGGAGGACCAAGUGGAAGCGGCAGUCUGCCGUCGGUUUGGAGCUGCUGGCUGAAGCCGGCAGGAUGUUCCUGCCCUCGCACUACCUGUACCCUCCUGCCCCGCCCACACUGGACCUGUACCUGUACCGAGGCCAUGCCCCCCACCACGUCCCGCCUCUGCUGCCCCGUGUCCUGACCCACACUGAGCCCCUCCCCCGCUGACGGCAGCAGGCUGGGAGGUUUCUGCAGGACCGCGAUCAGGAGCUUGUUAAUGUUUGGAGAUAAAAAAUCUUUACUUUUGAUUUUUAUCUGAAUAAAGACGUUUGUUGGACCUUUUCCACAGCAGGACCGCCAUCAAACCGCCUGCAGUCUCUGUUGUCCCCCGCUGGGUGGACGGGUCCCUGGAGCUGGGCUCUGCUCAGGAGGUGAUACUCAACCCGGGUCAGGUGCUUUCAGGGGUCGGAGGCAGUCCACCACCGCGUCUCGCUGCGUUCAGGCAGUCAGAUCUGGGAGCAGAAACUCAGACGAUGAGACAUUUUCUGUAGUUGUUAUAAUUCAUUUUUUUAACUUUUCAAUAAAUAUGCAAACACUUGUUGUUAUUCGUUGUGUAUGUUGAUGCUGAAUGAGGUUCCAGUCCGAUCCCGACCCAUCUCGAGACGCUUUUAUGGGCAAAUAAGUUCAUUUAACUCAAAUCAAAAGUUUUAAUUAAAAUGAGAACAGUUUUUAAGUCAUAAAGAAACAUUAGUAGUAGUGUUACUAGUUUUGAGUGACUCUGACUCAUUACAAUCAAUACAGAGUAAAAUCAACUUCAUCAGGAAUCUUUUCUAACUUAAAAAACUGAGUUUGUGUUAAAAUGUUUGAUGCUGAAUCCAUUUAAACUAUUUUCACGCUACAGCGUCUCCGUCUGACCUCCGCCUGAGUAACUGCGUCUCCGAGUAAACACAGCUUAACGCUAAGAAAACAGCACUGAAGAUAUGAUGAUAAAAAGAA
Dicentrarchus labrax (European seabass) is the source of this 1913-nucleotide messenger RNA. It is a transcript of the gene barhl1a, whose product is annotated as BarH-like homeobox 1a. The transcript is spliced from 3 exons. Gene Ontology annotation, biological process: regulation of DNA-templated transcription. Gene Ontology annotation, molecular function: DNA-binding transcription factor activity, RNA polymerase II-specific; DNA binding. The record is from RefSeq and is a predicted model, not a curated record. The coding region runs from base 381 to 1145 and encodes 254 amino acids. Lineage: Eukaryota; Metazoa; Chordata; Actinopteri; Moronidae.